This is a messenger RNA of Cuscuta campestris, 3869 nucleotides long. The record is from the annotation of a GenBank genome assembly. NCBI's taxonomy places the organism in Eukaryota, Viridiplantae, Streptophyta, Magnoliopsida, Solanales, Convolvulaceae.
AGCAGAACGGAGAGGAGAAAGAAGGAAGAAAAAUCAUUUUCGUCACUUUUUACAGCAGCCCCGUUUUCCUUCCGGAUCAAAGACCAAACGAAGUGGGCUUAAAUUUUAGUAUGUUGUUCCUUACAUACUCCUCUUCAAAUCCAACGGUCAGAUUUCCAUUUUGAAGCCCGGAAGGUAGUUUUAUGGCAGCGUUUGUAAACCUGCGUUUUUGAAGUUUUUACUCCAUUUUUGGUGAAAUUGUUGAUUGUUGUUGUGCCAAAGAUGUUCCUUGAUGAUUGUAUUUGCCUCUAGUGUUUAGUAGAGAGGAGAACUUGUUGUACCCACUUGGUUCUUGGUGAUUAGUGGAAGUUUUGGUAACGUUGUUGAACGUUUGUAGUUUUCUCCCCGAUUUGGGAUUUCCACAUAAAUCUUGUGUCUUCUACUUUAUUACCGCUGUCAUUUAUUCGUGUGUGUGUGUUGCUGAUUUUUUGGAGUCUAUUGUGCUUAUCAUUCAUCUUGUUAAUUUGGGGAAAAGAUUUAUUACGCUUAUGUUGUGUUUAAACGCUGCUUCCCCAACAAAGUGGUAUGAGAGCUUGGUUAUUUUGAUUGGCUUCUUGUUGUGUUAAUGAUGGAUGACAAAGUGAUUGUUCAAGGAAUGGUUAGUUUGGACUCCACGAAUUAUUCCAUUUGGAAAAUUCGUAUUGAGGAUUAUUUAUGCUCUAAAGAUUUGCUUGACCCCAUUUCGUAUAAAGAACGUCCAACAAGUGUUGAUGAGAAAGCUUGGGCUAGCUUGAACCGAAAAGCCGUUGCAUCAAUCAAACAGUAUGUUUUUUUAAGUGUGUUGCAACAUGUUGCUAAUGAAACUAAUGUUUUUGAGAUGUGGAAGAAACUUGAAUCCAUGUAUGAGAGAAACAAUGCUACAGGUAAAGCUUAUUUGAUUAGGAAGCUUGUUAAAUUACAAUAUAAAGAUGGUGAUAGCAUUAUAGUUCACAUGAAUGAGUUUCAAGGUGUGGUAAACCAACUUGUCAGAAUGAAGAUGAAAUUGGAGGAUGAACUUCAAGCUUUGUUGUUACUUUCCUCAUUGCCCGAUAGUUGGGAUACCUUGGUGGUUUUACUUAGCAACUCAGCUCCGGAUGGCAAGAUGACAAUGGAGAUGGUCAAGGCUAGUCUCCUUAAUGAAGAGGCUAGGAGGAAAGAAUCAGGGUAUGUCAAUUUCGAUGAACAUAAACUGACAGUGAGGAAGAUACACAGGAUUUUGAGUGUUGGAGCAAUGUCGGCUGGAACAGUCAUUUAUCCUUCCUUCCAUAAGCUUUAUAAUCCUGAAAAUAAACUAGUCUAUAAGGGCAGGUGUUUUUACGCUCCCGAAGAGUUUGAAGAUGCGGAGUGCGCUAGUAGUUAUAUCACAGGGCAAAGUGAGUACCCAUAUGAGACACAUCUCGUAGCCAUUGUUGGGUGUGCAGUGUGUUGGGGUACCCCUUUUCUUGAAUGUUACAACAGUUACGGUUUUGAUUGGGGUAUAAAUGGUCGUGCAUGGAUCCCGAAAAAAUAUUUCUUCUAUUUCUGCAUGCCGGAUUGCGAUGGAGAAUUGGUUUCCAAGCUUAAAAAGCUUGGAAUAUCUAAUAUUGUCCGAGAAGAGCGGCGUCAUGAUUGUGCUGAUACGCCUGAUAGUGUUGGGACAUAUUAUACCAAACUUACUCUCCCAUCUUGCCAGGAAGUCGACAAACAAGUUUUCUCCACGGAUGGUGCCAGCUGUGCUCCCAUUUAUGUUGAUAUGAUGUGGGACACUUUUUUGAGCAGUAGAUCAAUUGUAAUUGAUAGUAAAUCCCAACAAGUUUCUACAAGGACUCGCUCAGCUCCGUCGCCGCUCACCAUUUCUAAAUCAAUUCGCACGCCUUUUGAUCAUGGGGAUGGAAAUGGGGGAAGACGGGUAGCUAAUUCGCUUUCUAGGUUUUCGACCAAUGCUGAUCAACCUGCUGAACAUUUCCGGGAAGGAGGCAAAAAGGUCCACUGGACUCAGACUAAAUCUUUGAAAGUACGGUCACCUCGGCACUCAAAUUUAGAGGGUCACCAUUCUGCUUUUUACAAGGAAAUGCAAUCUCCUCGGUUUCAAGCGAUACUACGUGUCACAAGUGGUCGCAGAAAGAGGGUGCCAGAUAUCAAGAGCUUCUCUCAUGAACUUGAUUCCAAAGGAGUCCGACCUCUCCCAUUUUGGAAAUCCCGUGCUUUUGGCCGAAUGGAGGAGAUUAUGGUGAUGAUUCGGUCAAAAUUUGAUAAAUUAAAGGAAGAGGUUAACUCUGAUUUGGGUGUCUUUGCUGGCGAUCUGGUUGGAAUGCUUGAAAAGGCAUCAGAACCCAAUGCUCAUUGGAGGGAGAGUCUGGAAGAUUUGUUGGUAUUAGCUAGACAAUGUGCAGAGAUGUCACCUAGUGACUUCUGGUUGAGUUGUGAAGGCAUUGUUCAGAAUCUAGAUGACCGAAGGCAAGAGCUUCCAAUGGGUACUAUAAAGCAAGAUCACACCCGCCUCUUAUUCAUACUCGCUCGUUGUACUCGGCUUGUACAGUUUCAGAAAGAGAGUGGUUUUGAAGAACACAUUUUAUCUUUCCACAAACUUAGCGAUGUCGGAGUGUAUCCAGAACAAAUGCUUGGGCCUUCUAAGGAGUUUAAUGGGAGAAGACACAAAAAAUCACAAGGAAUGGACCAUAGCAGUCUAACUGCCAGGGAAGAUCAGACGGACGAGAACUUUUGUGGAGAGACAACAGAGGUUAGCACUGCUAAGUGCUAAGAGUACCACUUCAUCUACAGGAAGCGUCAGGAUGUCUUCUUGGAAGACGCUUCCUUCUGCAGCUGAAAGAAAUCAGAAAGUCAAAAACUCUGAUGAUGUCCCACACAUGGAUAAAUCUGACUCUCUGCUACAUUAUAUAUCUUACGAGAAUUCAUUUAUCUGUCUCAUAUGCGAAGUUGAAAUACGAGGAUUCCUUUAUGUAAAACAACAUUCAAGAAUUUGUACUCUAGCUGACACGUGCGACUUAAAAGGUUCAACUGUGAAUGAACGACUUGAAAGAGUUUCAGAAAUUCUUGAAAAGGCUCUUGAAUCAUGGUCACCAAAAAGCAUUGACAAUGGGAUGGUGAAUCCUGAGGUAGCAAGAGUCUCUUCUUUAAGCGUUGCUGAAGAGUUAGGCAUCUUUUCUAAAAAACAGAAUGGGUUACCUUGUCAAUUCUCUCAAGACAUACUAGAUUGUGCUCUUGAGUCCGAUACGGCUUCUGAGUUGGAUAGUCUUACCAAUUUUUCUGACAUGUCAAAGAAGGCCUCAUCAGCUAGGAGUAUGACACCAAGGUCACCAUUGAUGACUCCUCCGAGAAGCCAGAUUGAUCUGCUGUUGAGUGGGCGCAGAACCAUAUCUGAACAUGAAAGUUAUCAGCAGAUAAGUAAGCUACUGGAUAUUUCUCGAUCAGUUGCAAAUGUGAACAACAAUGAUUAUAGUACAUUAGAAUAUUUGCUUGACCGUCUAGAAGACCUCAAGUAUGCCAUUCAAGACAGGAAGGUUGAUGCUCUUGUCGUUGAGACAUUUGGGAGACGUAUAGAAAAACUAUUGCAAGAAAAAUAUGUCCUACUCUGUGGGCAGAUUGAUGAUUGAUGAUGAGAAAGUGGUUGUCCCAAAUAGCGCUGCUGAUGAGGAAAGUUCAGCAGACGAUGAUACUAUAUCCGACGGGGCUGCUUCGUGCGUGUCUUCCUCGCUGAUCGAUUGAUUUGUAAAUGGAGAACUUCAUCGGGUCGGGUCGCAGGAGUAUAAAGUAGAAACUUGACAGAUUUCUUUUAUUUGAGUGUUUACUAAAACCUUAUACUCGUAUGUGAAAAAAUUAUCUUGAAUUUGAAAUAAUACUCUGAAGGAUAU